AUUUGAACUCAUAUUAUUAAGUUUUCGCAAUUUAAGGGCCUUUUGGGAUCAACUUUUUUUUUUAAUGGGAGUCGACAUUUUGAAUAAUACACUUGAAAAAAUGUCAGACCUUGUCAUGGCUCCACGAAAAUAUAAUCAACUUUUGAGCGACGACACCAGACACUGGUUCGAACUGAUCAACCUGGUCGUCUUAAGCAGUGCCCUGGCGCUUUUCGGGAUAGCGACCAACAUCAUUAAUGUCCUCGUCUUCUACAGACAGGGUCUCAACACGACGGUCAAUAUCAGCUUCACCGGUCUGGCCGUGUCGGACCUGUGCAGCCUCGUAACCCUGCUGUGGUUCAACAUCUGCGAGAACCCUUACUUCGCCAAGUCCGACGUCCCGAUGGCGGCAUCCGAGUUCCAGCAUUUGACCGGAGGGUUCCCCCACGCCUGCUUCACUCGCAUCACGUCCUGGAUCACCACGUACAUCGCGGCGGAGAGAUGCCUGUGCAUGGCUUUCCCACUCAGGAUCAAGGAGAUCAUCUCGCCGAGGAAAGCCACUGCGGUUAUAGUCACGAUCUACCUGUGGAUGAUGAUCUCCCUUCUUCCAGAGUACAUCACCGUGUACAUAGACUGGAAGUGGUAUCCCGAAGUCAACAAAACACUUCUCGGAUUAAAAUUCACGACCGACAGACACAGGGUCGACGGUCUCAGUUUCUUGCUGUACGCCGUCUACAUGAUCAUAUCGUUCUUCUCGGUGGUAGUUCUCACGGCCAUCCUGUUCAGCAAACUCAAGCGCAAAAUUGAGUGGCGCCACGGGAAAGCGUCCAGUGUCAAACCAUCCGAGUCGCUGACCAGACGCGACAAGAAGACCAUGCGCAUGGUCGUGGUCAUAGCAGGGGUUCUCAUCGUCACCUUCAUGCCCCAGGUCAUCAUCUUCACCGUCGGCUUCAUCGAGCCAGAGUUCAGCGUUGUCGGGAAGUACGUCAACUUCUUCUUCAUGUCGUGGUCAUUUUGCUUCGUGUUCGACGCCGCCAAUUCGAGUGUCAGCAUCAUUCUGUACUACACCAUGAGCUCAAAAUACAGACUGACUUUUCAUGAGAUUUUCUCAGAACGCAGUGGAUCUCGGUGUAUUAAAAACAAAUGAACUACAUGGGAGGUUUCACGUAUAUUUGGCGUGGGGGCAGGGUAAUAAAAACACAAACAAAUAGUUGACAAUUAAAAAAAAUUUAUCGGUUUUAUUUCGCAAACUGCCAAGUAUAGAAAGAAGAC
Messenger RNA from Lymnaea stagnalis (great pond snail), 1251 nucleotides. The record is from the annotation of a GenBank genome assembly. Lineage: Eukaryota; Metazoa; Mollusca; Gastropoda; Lymnaeidae.